Messenger RNA from Gossypium raimondii (Peruvian cotton), 595 nucleotides. RefSeq lists its product as uncharacterized. Gene Ontology annotation, cellular component: cytoplasm; nucleus. NCBI's taxonomy places the organism in Eukaryota, Viridiplantae, Streptophyta, Magnoliopsida, Malvales, Malvaceae. The transcript has a single exon. Bases 101 to 430 code for a protein of 109 amino acids. The record is from RefSeq and is a predicted model, not a curated record.
AGAAACUCUCAUCUUUUUUGCUCUUAGAAAACAAAAAAACUAAUUUUCUCACUCACAUACUAAAUAAAUCACCAAAACCGUCAGAUUUCACCUCUCAUCCAUGUCGACUACAUCGAGGAAAACCUCCGCCAUCAACGGCGGUAAUCAGCGGCAGCCCAGUCGACUUCAACGGCGUGCACCGGCUUCCUUACAGAUUAGUCCAGUUUCUAGCUGGAACGUUGCGAUCCCUCUCUUAUCACCUCUAGUUCCUUCGCCUCCCUCGAUCGAUCGGAGGAUAGCUGAGAAACGGGAAGAUCCAUCGCGUCAAGAGCAGCUGCGACAAAGCCAGACUAAGGAGCCUGAAAAGCUUGAUCCUAAAAUGUGGAAGCAUCCGGCGGCUCCGUUUUGUUAUGAGCCGGCGUCGUUAGUUCCGCCGUUUGUGCCGGUUUAGAUGUAAAAGAAAAAAAAGUAGUUAGAUCUAACGGGGUGCGUUGAGCUAUUUCUGUUCAACGUACACGUCACUACUUUUCUGUGAAAUUACAACAAUGUCCAUCAAUAUGUUCAUAAUUUAUUAGUACUUCUAACAAUAGAACUGAUUUGGGAUACAGAUUUUACA